AUGUCGUGUCAUCCGCUAACCAGCGAGAAGAGGAAGUGGACCUGUCUUCGUGUUGCGGUGUGUCGUUAUGUCUUGGUACCUUCGAUCAAAAGACCUCGAGUAGCAGGCAAUAAAUGCCAAUUGGGUCGAACUCCAAUCAAAUCGCAACGACCAUUGAAAUCCGCUGAUAGUGAGACUAUGGAACAGCUUGUCAUCCAAGAACAAAAAAAAACAAUCGAAAGGCUACAGACCGUUCUUUGUCAGGAGUUGAAAGAAAAGAAAAGAGAAUUAAAUAACAGAACUAAGAAAAACGGAACGGUGAAGCAAGCUUUGGCACUUCUGCAGAGUGAAUCGACUGAAACGGUCGAGAACAUAAUGACUGACUUAAAGGGCAUCGAUGAAUAG
This is a messenger RNA of Nezara viridula (southern green stink bug), 384 nucleotides long. NCBI's taxonomy places the organism in Eukaryota, Metazoa, Arthropoda, Insecta, Hemiptera, Pentatomidae. The record is from the annotation of a GenBank genome assembly.